Messenger RNA from Talaromyces marneffei, 1113 nucleotides. RefSeq lists its product as uncharacterized. The transcript is spliced from 3 exons. The record is from RefSeq and is a predicted model, not a curated record. Gene Ontology annotation, cellular component: dehydrodolichyl diphosphate synthase complex; endoplasmic reticulum membrane. Gene Ontology annotation, molecular function: ditrans,polycis-polyprenyl diphosphate synthase [(2E,6E)-farnesyl diphosphate specific] activity. Bases 1 to 1113 code for a protein of 370 amino acids. NCBI's taxonomy places the organism in Eukaryota, Fungi, Ascomycota, Eurotiomycetes, Eurotiales, Trichocomaceae.
AUGGUAUCCUCCAAAGACGCCGAGAUCUUCCGCGAAGAUGCCCGUCUUCGAGGCAAAAAGCUCACUCCCGCCGAGCGCGAAAAGCUGCUGCAGCCCUACCUGCCAGAACCUCCAUCAUCAGACAUGAAAUCAAAAACGAGCAAAUCAAAAACAACGAAAUCGAAACAAAAAUGCAAAUCCACACCAAUCAGGACAUUUCUUAAGCAGCAGACCAUUGCCGCCGUGACGGAUCGGGUGUUGGCGGUUACAUAUUAUCAUCACCGCUCGCCGGAGCUGAUUGCGAGAGAUGUGAAGGGCCUGAGUCGAAUACCGGAGCAUUUGAGCGUGUUGCUCAAACUGCGCAAAAGGGAGGAAGAUGCCCUGCAGACGCUGAUGGACGAGACGGCCGAAUUGGCUGCGUGGACGGUGUGCGCCGGAAUUCCGGUGUUGAGCGUUUACGAGAGGACUGGCAUCCUAAAAUCAUACAUCCCCUCCCUCCACAAAACCAUCUCCGACAAACUCGCCCUCUACUACGGCUCCCCCUCGCACCAACCUCACCUCCGCAUCUGCGCUCCUCACCACACCUCCUACGCCCCUCUCAGCCUCCAAACAUCGAAAAGCAAAGCGCAAAAGAAACUAUCUCUCACCCUCCUUUUACUCUCGCACUCCGACGGCCGCGAAACCCUCGUCGACCUCACAAAGACGCUAACCGAAAUGGCUCAAUCCGGCAAACUGUCCGCCCACGACAUAAGCACAAAACUUAUCGAUGCAGAAAUUAGUGAAUUGACCACUUGCCAAUCCUCUUCUUCAACUUCUCCUUCCCCUCCACCAGUUCUAGUCGGUACAUCCUCCAUAUCAGCGCGAAACGAAUCCUACAGCAGCGACGAAAUGGAAAUGUUACCACCCACCUUAUUCACAGCCAUCAAACCCGAGCCAGAUCUCCUUAUAAUAUUCAAUCCAAUCGUCAAACUAGAUGGCUAUCCGCCAUGGCAAGUCCGACUCACAGAGAUAUUCUGUACGGGCGAUAAGACGAGUAGUAUUGCCGCGGGUCGAGAAGAGGUGGCCGUUGAGUAUCAGGCGUUCUUGAGAGGGUUGUGGAAGUAUGCCGGGGCCAGUUUUAGGUUUGGACGAUAG